Caenorhabditis remanei is the source of this 510-nucleotide messenger RNA. RefSeq lists its product as uncharacterized. Gene Ontology annotation, cellular component: intracellular membrane-bounded organelle. The coding region runs from base 1 to 510 and encodes 169 amino acids. Gene Ontology annotation, biological process: vacuolar protein processing. The transcript has 3 exons. NCBI's taxonomy places the organism in Eukaryota, Metazoa, Nematoda, Chromadorea, Rhabditida, Rhabditidae. The record is from RefSeq and is a predicted model, not a curated record.
AUGGUGAAACAAGCAACGAAAGGUCAGAAAGAGAUUUAUGAGGAGAACCAGGCAACUGUCACCACUUAUAGUGUGGCUAGCACAGUUAGCAUGGCAAUCUACUACUCGUCGUGCAUGUUCUUGAGCCAAUGCUCAUCAACCGACUACGUAUUCUUCGCCAUUUCGGCACUAGUUCAAAUUUUCGCCAUUCUUUUCAUGAAGUCGUUGGCUAAAGCCAAACUCGAUGAAAAAGGUCAUGUUCUCGACGCGGGAGCCGAUUUGAAUGACCCAGAAGCAUUCGGAGAAUACUGUAAAGACGCCAUCAUUCUAUCGGUCAUAACUCAACUUGUCUCCCUCUACACCACUUGGGGAUUCCUUCUUCUACUCGCUUUUCCAGCUGCUGCCACCUACAAAUUUGUCGCCGGAUUCCUUCUUCCAUGGUUUACAGCUGGCUCCGAUGCGGAAGAUGUCGAUGAUAAGAAGCAGAAGAAAAUGGAUAGAAGAAGAGAGAAAGUUGUCUAUAGACGAUGA